Messenger RNA from Lytechinus variegatus (green sea urchin), 7596 nucleotides. Its product is annotated as ankyrin repeat and IBR domain-containing protein 1-like. The record is from RefSeq and is a predicted model, not a curated record. Gene Ontology annotation, cellular component: cytoplasm; ubiquitin ligase complex. Gene Ontology annotation, molecular function: ubiquitin conjugating enzyme binding; zinc ion binding; ubiquitin protein ligase activity. Lineage: Eukaryota; Metazoa; Echinodermata; Echinoidea; Temnopleuroida; Toxopneustidae. Gene Ontology annotation, biological process: ubiquitin-dependent protein catabolic process; positive regulation of proteasomal ubiquitin-dependent protein catabolic process; protein polyubiquitination. The transcript has 22 exons. The coding region runs from base 1207 to 5274 and encodes 1355 amino acids.
AAUAAAGGGACAAGUCAUGAUCCGAUGUGAAUACGCCAUCCAUACAUGCAAUUCGUGCAUGCGAUCCAUUCACUGUGAUGUGGCGGAGACACUAUUUACUGCUGGAGCGAACAUUCUACACAAACAAUUUGUUAUCGAAAAGACUUAUUGUACUCGCCGAAUGCCUGGUUCAAUGAUGGUGCAUUGAUGUGUUAAACAGGGUACUCAUGGAAUUCUAUUGUGAGCAACUGGCUUUUGGAUAUUACAAGAUGUGAUCAGAGGGUGUACAUGGAUUCAGUGUCAACAAACUACAUUUAUCCUGCACAUGUCUUCAGCAAAGAAAGCUAUUAAAGAUGUUCUCCCUGUAGAAGUCCAAAACAUUGUAGGAAGUCCAACAAUUCAGACCUCUGUAUGAAGUACCUGUACUGAUGACUGAUACAUGUUUCUAGUUUAUUCCCAUGAUGGACGAGAUUUUUAAUACCUUUUAGAGCAAACUUGAUAGUACUUGAGCGAUCAUCAGGUUGUCAAGGGCUCUUGUUCGAAAUGAGAUCUUGCAGAAGAGAAUAGAGUGAAACAAUGACCUGUCUCGUAUUCCGUGGCCUCAUUCAAGAUACCCUGUAUUUGGAGAUGAUGAUUAGCAGGCCAGUCCCAGCAGGAAGUCAAUUCUGAGGGUUCCCUCGACUGAUGCCCUCAUCUUUCACAAAGAAGAAGGUAGCCACUACCCUAUCAAGUGAUGUCACUUAUUUAAUGGAUUAAGGAAGUGUGCUGUUGACAUUAGAGAAGUUCAGGAACAUUUCAAAGACAUGCUGGAGGUCUGACCAAGGAGCCGAGGGAAGUACAUGUGGUGAUUAGCAUGGUUCUUAUUAACUGUAAGCUGUUGAUGUCUCUACUUGAUUUACAUGUAGACAUUUGUGGCAGUCUUGUGACUUUCCUUUUCUUCAGACUGAAAUAAAAUAAGUAACUGGAUAUGAAUUUAUUUGAAUUCCAAACAGAAAUCAUUAAAGAAGAGAACACUGGAUAUCUUGGACACUGUGUUAGUGUUAUAUUAUCAUGAACAAUAUUGUGUUGGUACAUGUAACUAUUAGAGCAACUUCUUCUUAGAAGAGAAAUGGGGCCAUAUUUCUUUAUAAAUUUGCUUCUGUGAACGCUGGUGUCAUAUUUGAGCUGUCGUUGGAACCAUUUUUCAAAAAAAAGGAUCGAAUAAAGACUACAUUGUGCGCCUUCAAAAUGGGAAGCAGUUCGUCCAAGUUUCGGAAAGCCCUCCAUUCGGGGGAUGAGAAAACAGCAGAGGAAAUUUACCAUCAUAGCCAAGACUUUCAAAAGACGUUUGAUCCGAACAUCUCCUAUGGAGAGAAUUAUGAUCAUAAUACGGCUCUUCACUGUUCAUGUAGACAUGGAAUGCACAGACUCGUCAGAUUGUUCCUUCAGAAGCAUAACGGAAGCCCUAUUAAGCGUAACAUGAGCAACCAAACGUCUCUACAUUGUGUGUGCAUGAGUGAUCUACCCCGCCCUCCAUCAUCUACGUCCAGCUAUUCACAGUACUAUUACUCUCAACCCCCUGAGAAGAAAAGAGCAGAGUGUCUUCGUCUCAUCCUCAACUGGCAAGGGAUACCCAUUGGCAACGGUGAAAGGGAAAAGAUAGACGUCAAUGCAGUGGAUGAUGAAGGAUGUACGGCCUUACACUAUGCAGCAGCCGCAGGCUACAGAUCAUUAGUAGAGACGUUAUUGGAGAAUGGUGCGUGUUUGUUUGUAGAGAAUGGUGACAAAGAGACUCCUUGUGACUGUGCUGAAAAGAACAGAUAUUACGAUAUUGCUCAGCUUCUUGAGUCUAAAAUGGUCUUUUCGCAAAUAAGUGAAGAUGAAGUCGUGGAGGAAUUAAGUGCAAUAUCAUAUGAAGAGAGCUACGUUGGGCUGAAACCACAGGAGUUACAAGAAGCAAAGGAUGCCCUCGUUGUUGAAACAGCAGAUAUGCUUCGUGUUCCACUUUUCACUGCUGAAGCUCUUCUCAGAAACUAUGAAUGGUCAAGAGAAGUUUUAUUAGAAGAAUGGAUCUCAAAUCCCAAGGAAUGCUGUGAGAAAUCUGGUGUGAAGUCUCCUGAUGAAGUAGAGCAUACAAUACAAGACCAUACCUUAACAACUAUUGAUAAUGAACCUGAAACUAGGCAUGUAGCAGAGGACGAAACAGAGUGUGAUAUAUGUACAGAAGUGAUAUCAGGGGAAGAAUCACCGGUAGAGAUGCCUUGUCAUCAUCACUUCUGUAAAAUGUGCUGGGAAAGAUAUCUUUCAGGAAAGAUAGCGGAGGGAAAUGCCCAUAACAUCAUGUGUCCUGCCUUUGAGUGCUGUAAGCUUGUUCCAGUUGAGAUCAUAGAGGCUAUUGUGUCCAGAGAAAUAGCGAGAAGAUUCUUACAGUUUGAUAUCAAGGCCUUUGUAGACACCAAUCCAAGUUUAAAGUGGUGUCCCAAGGUCGGUUGUGGCCAAGCGGUCAAGCUACCAUUGAACACUGAACCUGUAUCUCCAAGGGAUGUAUCCAGUCCGUCCGCUCCACCUCCCAUGUCCAAGGCAGUUGAUUGUGGGCGUGGUCAUCUCUUCUGCUGGGAUUGCUCAGGAGAACCUCACGAUCCUUGUAGCUGUGAGAACUGGAAAAGAUGGAGUGAGAAAAUAGCAGAAAUACAACCAGAAAAAUUGAAUAAAACUGAAGAAGAGACUGAAUCUGCUGCAAACUGCCUUUGGCUUAUAACCAACUCAAAAGCCUGCCCUAAGUGCCAUUCUCCUAUCCAGAAAAAUGAGGGAUGCAAUCACAUGAAAUGUACUAAGUGUAAACAUGAUUUUUGUUGGGUGUGCCUUGAAGUAUGGAGUAAGCACAGCUCUGAGACGGGUGGUUACUUCCGAUGCAACCGUUAUGAAGUCGUUCAAAAGGUGGAAGAAAAGGCAGAGGGUCUCAUGUCAGAGGCUGAGAAACGUAAUAAGGAGAUGCAAGAGUUGAAUCGUUUCCUUCAUUACUAUACACGAUUCCGCAACCAUGAGAACAGUUACCAUCUUGAAGAACCCCUACUUAGAAAAGCCCCAGGAAAGAUGAGGAAACUAGCCUGCCAUUCUGAUGCUAAAGCAUCUAAAGAGGAAACACAGUUCAUAAUUGAUGCAAUCCAUGAGCUCCUUGCAGCAAGACAUAUACUCAAGUUCUCCUACCCUUAUGGCUUUUAUUUAGAGGACAGAGGGGGUAGCAAACAAAUAUUUGAAUUUAUGCAAAACGAAUUAGAGGAAGCAUCCGAGAAUCUAUCCCAAAUGGUAGCAAGGAACUACCUGAGGACACCGCGGACCAAGAUCAUCCAAGCAGCCCAUCUUACCAAGAGGAAACGAUACGAGUUUCUUUCAGCUGUGAGUAAGGGCUUUCUUCCACCGGAUGUGUCCUCUGACUCACCGCAAAGAAGGAGAAGAACCAGUUCAUCAUGGUCCUAUCAGACCUGGGAUGAUGACUCUGCCGAUGAGAAUGAUGAAGCUCUGAGACGUGCGAUUGAAGAAUCCAUCCAAGACGCUAUGGCACAGUCUCAGAAACAGGAACAAGAUGGAGAGGAUUCAACAUCUGAUUUCAGUACAAGCAAGAUUGGGAGUGAACACACUCAAGGAGGGUCAUCCACCAUGACUGCAGGUUUGCUACGUGCUUUAGAGAUGUCCCAGCUUCUUCUUAUGCAACAGACAGAGAUGCUAGACACCCCUUCUACCAGAGUGGAUCAACCCUCUUCUAGUACUGACACUGAACAACAGAAUGCUGGUGAUGGGAGCAGUCCAUCUACAAGCUCUCAGCGCUCUUCUAAAUUGUCUCCCAAAAGAGGAAAGAGUCCAAAAAGAAAAGAUCCUCAGACAUCAUUCUUAGAUAGUUUUGAUGAUGAUGUCAAGUUGGCCAUGGAACUAUCACUUCAAGAACCUAGUAAAUCAACAAAAGAGAAACCAAGGCAGACCCUUGCCCAACGUAGGAGUUACAAGACAGCUACCUCAAGUGGGCAUAGCAUCAACCCAGAUGAGGUCUUACUUGACAAUACACCCAAAGAAAGAGGGACACGAUCGACAUCUCGUUCCCAUGGCAAAUCAAGAAGUGGCAAAUACAUCAAGUCAGAUCGGCUACGGGUCAUCCCCAACAGCAGUGGAGGAGGAGUCACCCUGCAUGAUAGUGCAGGAGAAUCAGAAGCAGAGAGGAUACGUAGGAUGCGAAAAGAAUUUCUCGAGAAGAUUGCUGGUUCAUCUUCCAAGAAUGUGGACAACCAAAAACACUCCCCAGACGCCAGUUUAUUAUCAGUCGGAGGUGCUGUUGCUUCAAGCUCUAGUACUAGGUCAUCCACAAGCUCUGUGAAGCUUGACAAGGCAACAGUUAGGAAAAAGGGCUCCAGAAGUCAUGUUUCAAGUUCCAGUAAGAGUUCACACCAUCUAAGAACUGGUCGAGCAUCAAGUGACCCACACACUGUUGCCAUUGAUAAUACAUUGCAGCAAAUCCAGGCCAGGAACUUGGCUCUUUCAGCAUCAGUCCAGGAUAUGACUGGAAACCCUGCAAAAACUGGUGACGGAUCAUCCAGCCAUUUACAUGUAUCAAGUAGCAACAGUUCACCAGUUGGAGGAUCUCCUGCUACAAGACCAAAGAUAAGAAUGGAUCUGUGUCCCGUCUCCUCACCUUCUCUUAAAAUCACCGUCCCCGAUCUAUCAACUUCACCAACCACGAGCAAAGUACAGAGGAAAGGCCUGUCUGUCCAACAUACCCCUGUCAAGAAAUCAAGCUUGGGAGAUAUCACAUCAUCAGAGCGACCGCAGCUCAGUAAACCACGGAAGGUAUCUGAAGGAGAUGUUGCCAAACUGAUACAGACUUCUGGUAAACUCCCUUCUACCCUGUUUUCCAGUUCAAAUCAACCUUCUUUUCUAGAUCUUGAGCCCAAACCGGUAGAGGAUGUCUGGAAGAAAGCUUCAGCUGAGGAACUAAUGCCCUCUGCGUCGCCAACAUUAAAGCUUUCCUUAGCAACCAAACCUCUGAACGUUGCAGAAGGACCUGGGGGUGAUGUUGGCUUGUCUCCUGGCAAAACUUUGAACUUUGCUGCAGGUUCUGUCUCAAAUGUGGACUUUGAAAAUGGAAACAUGGUUCAUUUGAGCUCCGUUCCUCAAGCAUCCAGUGCCUGUAAUACAGAUUUAGAUUCAUCCUUACCCCCUUCUAUAGAACCACUACCAUCCAUCACCAUGGCAACAGAAGCUAGAAAUCAAGUCGAGGAGGUUGAUCCCACAGAUGAAAAGAAUGAUGUUUGGCAAGUCUAUAUAUGAUGUAUGCUUUAAUAAUCAGAAGAUGUCAUGUUAUGAUAACAACGUAGCAAUUCAUGAAUUCAGAAUAAUUUGUAGAUGUAUGUGCAUAUAGCUAUAUUGAAUUGAUAUGUAAUCUUUAUUCAUUAAUGUUGUGUCAUGUACUUUCCAAUAAGUCCACCGUGGUGUGAUAUGUUGGAACAUGGAUAGAAUAAACUCCCAAUGGCAAACUAGUGUCAUACAUACAUGAUAAGCAAAUGCUCUUCAAGGGAUUCAGAUCUAAAUUCUGAUUGAAAAUAAAAAGCUUAAAGUUGAUCGGAAAAUACUUUAUAAAGUUAGUUUGAAUAUCACACAACAUAUUUUGUAUAUGUACAUGGAUUAAUUUGUGUAUGACAUGUACAUGGACUUAUUUGUGUAUGGUAUAGAUAAUACCUUUCAUGUAGCAACUACUCAAUGAUAAUUUAUCCUUACAUUCUUGUCAAUUAUUUGAAGCAAUGAAUAACAAGUGAAUGAAUAAAUGAAUGUCCAUAUUAAACAUAAUGCCACAAACAAAAACAAAUGUUUGUAUUAGGCCAGGCAAAUAGCAGCAAACAUUUUAGGGGAAACACAUGCAAUCAAACAUGUUUACAAGCAAGUUUAUGACAUAUUUGUUGUGAAGCAAAUAAAUCCAGGUAAUGAUUAUUAAGAAUAUAUGAUGAUAGUGCUAAACAAGAACUAAUGAGCACUCUAUCAUAAUCUAUUCAUUGUUGUAUGGUAUCCAAUGUAAUGACCUCGUCAGUGAAUGGCUAGCAAAGAAUAAGCUCACCCUUCUUUCAUUUUGUGUUGCUUGUAGUUUAAAAUAUAUAUUAUAGUUAUAUAACAUGGAUAUCAGUUGUAGUUAUUGCAAGGUUUCGAACAAAGGCUUUUCAGGAAUAUGCCAUGAUGAUGGUUGGUAAUAUUAUCCAGGGUGUUCCGUGAAUUUCCCAAUAGUUUAUCUUUGCUUUAUCUCAAACUUGGGACUUUAGUUCUUGGUUCAAAUUUAUUUAUAAGAUGUAAAUGCAAUGGGUUCUCCUUCACACAAAGACACUUGCUCCAAGUUUGUCUUCAUUCUUAAUCCAAGCAAUAUAAACAAUGGACUUAUGAGACUUCAUACAUUUUUUUAUCACUUUGACGGAAAAUAUUGUAUCUUUUGUAUGCUUUUCAGUUGGGAAAUCUGGAGUUCAUUGUUAAAAAGUGUCUAAAAUUUGUAGUGUUGGUCCAAUUGUAACAUAACUAACUAUGAUGUAGGUUGGAGCUAACCAUGUUUUUCUUGUUUCAACCAGAGAAAAAGCUUUAUAUACAUAUAAUCAUAAUAAUAAUGAUGAUAAUAUGGGACGUUUGUGAUGUGCCGUUAUCCAUCAUGAACAGAUGCUCAUGGUAAAUUGAAGAAAAUAUAAUGAAAAGGAAACCAAUUAAUGAGGGGGGAAAAAAGGCUUAUAUGAAUCAAAUGACUUGUCAACUAUCUAGCAAUAACUUGAAUAACACUGGUAGUUUUGUUUUAACCCAGUUUGAAGAAAACUUUGGGAGAAAUGCAUCUCAAAUUUUCAUGUCCUCUGCAUAAUGAAACAUACCAGAUUUAAAGUUUUCAUCAUCCCUUAAAGGAAUAGGUCCCAGGAUUUUAUUCGAUGGUGUCAAGUAAGAUGUACACUAUCUGCACUACAAAAAAGAAUAGUAGUAUACAAAUGAUGCAUGCACAUGAGUUCAUUAGGCGAUCUAUUCUCACACAAGUUAAACCUCUGUUCAAUCCAUUGCAUGAAGCCGUUAGGCUGAGCGCAAUGGGUUGAACACAGCCUCAAUGAGAGUGGGUAAGUCGCAUAAUGGACGAAUAAAGACGUGCAUCAUUUAGUUUAUAAAUUUUUUCUUUCAGAUUUUGUUAUUGACAAUAGAGAAGAAGAAAAAGCAGAUGGAAUUAAGACAUAUUUUGCUUUUGUCUAUUUCUUUUCUCUGGAAAUGUUAUUAAUUUCUCGGUGUAUGAGAGUAGUUAAUUGUUUUGGUUUUUUGUGACGAACUUUGAUUAAUGAAUCUGAGUGCGCACAGUCAGCCGUUUUGUUAAUGCGCUUAUUUUGAUGCACGUAAACACACAUACAAAAUGUAAGUACACACACAUGCCUAGUGGUACAUACUUAACCCUUAUUCUCGGGGGGGGGGGGCAUAAUGCCAUAAUGCCCCCCCCUCGACGAUUUUUGCGAUAUAUCUGCUGCGCAAAAUUUUUUACCUCGCCUCUCACUGACUUUUUACUUUCAAGUCUCGUGCAAAUUUUGAGACCAACUCUGUGGCACCUGGGUACGACAUUAGGCAACAAUAUGUAAGUGCAUGUCAGACCCAAAA